Molecule: messenger RNA, 2634 nt
Organism: Gambusia affinis (western mosquitofish)
Lineage: Eukaryota; Metazoa; Chordata; Actinopteri; Cyprinodontiformes; Poeciliidae
Gene: usp2a
Product: ubiquitin specific peptidase 2a
Exons: 14
Coding region: 309-2210 (633 amino acids)
Biological process (GO): protein deubiquitination
Cellular component (GO): cytoplasm
Molecular function (GO): cysteine-type deubiquitinase activity
Source: RefSeq, a predicted model, not a curated record
GUCACCGUUAAAGCGAAAUGGGCCGUUACUCGGUUGCUGAAACUCUACAACUGCAGCGAACAGGAGAUAUGGCUAAACACCAACGCUCGCCUCGUUAAAGCCUUUGGCAGAUUUCUCGUCGGUUUAACAUUAUCGUUUUACUAUAAUUAAACCCUGGACCCUGUGGUCUGAUAGAAGCACCGACCAGAUAAAGGGGGACUCUGUUGGGGGCGUUUCGGUGCCCGUUUGGAUCGGGAUGAUCUCCAACUGCGGGUCGAUGCAGUCUUCCAGAGGCUCCCCCUGGCUGAAAAACCAGCAGCAACAGCAGCAUGUCUCGCGUCUCCUCCACCCCCAAACGCUAUGCUGGCUCGUCCUACACCAGCCACUAUAGCUCCUACAGCUCCUCCCUGACCCCGGGCCUCAGCACCUAUAGCGAGCGGGACCGACUGUCCACCUACAGGUCCCCCAACUCCACUUCCUCUUCAGGAUACUCGUCCAAUUACCUGAGCAGCUCCGCAUCCCGUGGCCGAAACUACAGCGCCUCCUCGGACCCCGAUCGAGAACGGGGUCGAACUAUCCCUCGCACCGACAUCCUUGGGAGUAGCAGCAGCAGCAUCAACAGCCGACGGAGUGAGAGCCUCAGCAGAACCCCCGUCAAGAGCUACGGAUCGUCAGGUCUUAGUGGGGGGUCUACCUACUCAGGCUACAGCUCCUACCAGUCCAGCUACCUCACUUCUUCACCAUCGGCCUCCAGUAUCUCACUCAGCAGAAGAAAGUCUGUUUCCCAAAGUGACCUGAGCAGGGACUUGUCCUCCCUGAGCCUCAGGGAUGCAUCCUCCUCCUCCUCCACCCCAUCCUCCUCCACCAGUGCCCUACGGAGCUACCACAGUCGAACUAAAGAUGUGCCCGAGUCGUAUGACAUAGGCUCCAGACCGGGCAGCUCGAGCCUGUUGCGGAGCUCCACUCAGGAGGCCUUCAGUAGCAGCAGCAGCAGCAGAGCAUAUAGCUCCUCAGCAUGGGAACCAAGCAGCAACGGGAUGUCUGACACCCCGAGCAGGAACUCCACAGUGAGCCUCAUCAGCUUAUUCAAGGCAGUGUGCACCUCUCCAUGGUGGUGGAUUUGCUGCUGCAGGACAAAUGAGCACCAGACAGCUGUACCACAUAUUGUUUCUCAGCCAAGACCAGUCCAAAAUAACUCAAAGAGUGCCCAAGGCCUGGUUGGAUUGAAGAACUUAGGAAAUACUUGUUUCAUGAACAGUAUCCUGCAGUGUCUGAGCAACACACAGAGCCUGCGUGACUACUGCCUGCACAACUCGCACCGCAGAGACCUUAACAACAACAGCCGCACCAACACAGCCCUCAUGGAAGAAUUUGCUAAGCUGAUUCAGAUCAUGUGGACGUCGACCAGCAGCGAGGCGGUCAGCCCGUCUGAAUUCAAAACACAGAUCCAGAGAUACGCUCCCAGAUUUGUAGGAUACAACCAACAGGAUGCUCAGGAGUUCCUGCGCUUCCUGCUGGACGGCCUGCAUAACGAAGUCAACAGGGUCACUGUGAGGCCGAGGGGCACCGUGGAGGACUUUGACCACCUGCCAGAUGAAGAAAAGGGGAAGAAGAUGUGGAGUAAAUAUUUGGAAAGAGAAGAUAGUAAAAUAGUUGAUCUGUUUGUGGGGCAGCUGAAGAGCUCCCUGACCUGCAGCCACUGUGGUUUCUGCUCCACUGUGUUCGAUCCCUUCUGGGAUCUUUCUCUGCCUAUCUCAAAGAAGGGCUACGGCGAGGUGAGUCUGAUGGACUGCAUGCGGCUCUUCACCAAAGAGGACGUCCUGGAUGGGGAUGAGAAGCCGACAUGCUACAGAUGUAAAGCCAGGAGGAGGUGCACAAAGAAGUUCACAAUACAGAAGUUCCCCAAGAUUCUAGUGCUGCACCUGAAACGCUUCUCUGAGGCACGACGAACCAGUAAACUGUCCACCUUUGUUAACUUCCCCAUGAAGGACCUCGACCUUCGAGAGUUUGCCUCUGAAAACAGCACAAAUGCAGUAUAUAACCUGUAUGCAGUGUCCAACCACUCAGGCACAACCAUGGGAGGUCACUACACAGCCUAUUGUCGCAAUCCCAGCUCGGGAGAAUGGUACACCUUUAACGACUCCAGAGUAACGCCAAUGUCGUCCAGCCAAGUGCGCAGCAGCGACGCCUAUGUCUUGUUCUACGAGCUGGCUACGUCCUCACGGAUGUAAGGACUCCAAAAGGACACGGUUCCGCUUUGGCUGUCCCACAGAUGGACGGACAUUUAUAUUUGGACAUUAGUUCCUCACAAACACAUAUGAUGACUCCCCAUCUAGCAGCUGAGAAGCUGCAGCUGGAGAGAACACCAUGGACUCCACAGGAACCCGAUCCACCAGCUCUGUUCUCUGUCUGUUCUUACUGCUGUGUCAUGCUCAUCUUGACUGCAGGCGUGUGUUUACUGUGUGUGUAUGUGUGUGUGCAGGAAAAAAACAAAAAAAAACAGGGCAAUAACCCCAAUGCACCAACCAACCAGGUGAACCCAUGUCAGAAGUCCCUCUAUGCACUGCAAACCAAACUCUCAUCCUGACUGCGCCUUCAACUCUUCUUAAUCUUCUUGUUUGCCUCAGAUGAUUAAACCUGACUUCUUGCAUUGUU